AUGGUCUAUGGGGGGAAACCUAGCACUGGAUGUCACCUGUGCCGCAAGCGGAAGAUCAAGUGUGAUGAAGGGCACCCCGAGUGCCGAAAUUGUGCUAUCUACGGCCGACCUUGCCCAGGUUACCGGCCUGAUCCGGUCUUUCGCCAUGAGAACAGGAAAGUCGAGCGUCAAGCGAAGAAGGACACGCUCCAUUCCAAUAAUAGUAGCCAAGGGGGGCAAUCACUCUCAAAAUCUCCUGAAAAUCUGGAUAGUCUUCGUGGAGACGCUUCAAGUACUAAAACCUCGCUGACGUUGAUUCCAAUUGCGGAUGCGACUUGGGAACAACGUGCAAUAUGUUAUUUCUUCGAUCAAUAUACAAUGCAGCCCCAAUUUGAAGAUGGGAUGGGCCAUUUGGACUUUCUUCCGUCUCUCUAUUCGCAGGUUAAUCAAGAAACAUCAACAUCUUCUUGUCUUCGGUGGGCGGUGGACGCGACGGCAUUUAUGACUCUUGCCAAUGUUUCACGUGCGCCUCAACUCAUAAUGAAGGCGCGUCGAGGCUAUGGAAAAGCUUUAAGCAGUCUGCGUGCUGCUUUGAAUUCACCAACCGAAGCUCUCAAGGACGAAACAUUUGCCUCCGUGGUAAUUUUGUCCGUCUUCGAGGAUGUUACUGGUGACCGCAAUGGGCUCUAUAGUUCUCACACUGCUGGAUUUGAGUUCCUCAUGAAACUUCGAGGCAAGAAUCAACUAGAUUAUCGGCACGGCCGUGAUAUGUUCAAUUUUGCCUAUACUCACACGUUUGUUGAGAUUCUCGCCUUAGGAGAUAGACCUCGAGUCGACGUGGACUGGAUUAUAGAGAAGUUGGAUGCCAACGACCCCAUUGAGCGGCUCCUGCUGGUAGCCUCGAAAAUGAGCCAACUUUUCUUAGCAAUGCAAGCAGCACCCAGUCCACCUGAUAUUGCCACCGUCAAAAGGUGGAUCGUCAUGGGCCAGGAGUGUGAUUUUGAGCUUUCACAAUGGACACUUCAUUUACCAGAAAGCUGGCUACCGUUAGUCAUUUACUCAUCGCAAGGAGAGGCCCUUCUUACAUAUCAACAAGCCUUCAGCUGUGUGAUCUGGAACUAUUACCGCGCUGCGCGUGUCAUGCUACAACAACUCCUCCUGAGUCUCAACCGAACCUACUCGACCGUUAUAAAAGGCAAAUCACCUGACGACAGCCUUAACACCAAGCCGGUACUUGAUGAGAGCUGCUUACGGGCAAUCAUUCAAGAAAUGACAAACGACGUCUGCAAGAGCAUGCCAUUUGUUAUGUCUGAUGUGGAUAGCCUUGGUCGACCGACAAAGCGAGGGGAACUUCAAAGAAAUAUUCGGGCCGCACAAGCCAAUGGCCUGCUUUGGCCGCUCUGGUACAUUGUAUCGUGUGGCAUGCCCUCACCAGAACAGGUUGAUCAAAUUAGGAUAGUGCUACAUCGAAUCGGAACAGAACAAGGCAUCAACCUUGCAUUGAUGCUGGCUCGCGAAACUGAACGGAUGCGCAAUGAUACCGAUUCCUUCAGAGCGCCUCUCCCUCAGAUCGGGUCUACAAGGGCUUAA
This is a messenger RNA of Penicillium verhagenii, 1569 nucleotides long. RefSeq names its product putative C6 transcription factor. Gene Ontology annotation, molecular function: DNA-binding transcription factor activity, RNA polymerase II-specific; zinc ion binding. Gene Ontology annotation, biological process: regulation of DNA-templated transcription. Bases 1 to 1569 code for a protein of 522 amino acids. Lineage: Eukaryota; Fungi; Ascomycota; Eurotiomycetes; Eurotiales; Aspergillaceae. The record is from RefSeq and is a predicted model, not a curated record. The transcript has 3 exons.